Cryphonectria parasitica EP155 is the source of this 1305-nucleotide messenger RNA. RefSeq lists its product as uncharacterized. Bases 1 to 1305 code for a protein of 434 amino acids. The transcript has 6 exons. Gene Ontology annotation, molecular function: carboxylic ester hydrolase activity. The record is from RefSeq and is a predicted model, not a curated record. Lineage: Eukaryota; Fungi; Ascomycota; Sordariomycetes; Diaporthales; Cryphonectriaceae.
AUGCUGCGGAAUCUCCUCUGGCAGACUCUGAGCGUCCUGCUCAUCACUGCCAUAGAGAGGACAAUCCUGCAGAAUGGCCAAGUGCGCACGACAGAUUAUCCAAACACUGAGAUUGACCCAUCAACGUACAAUUUCACCACAUACCCGCCUAAUGCCACGGAGAUUUCCUACAAGGGAAGAUGGGACUCGCAAUACGUCUCAUGGUGGAGUGCCCCAGGGAUCAAGUUCGGUUUCACGGGAGAGACCGUCGCCAUCUCCUUUGGCAACCAGACGUCCGACGGCGUGCUCGUUGCAUACCGCAUCAGCGGGCUCGAGUGGAUGUUCACCAACAUCACCGCCGGCGCAACCCAUCUCCUCGUCUCGCCGAGCGUCACAGGCGCCAACCUCACGUACCCGCUCACGCCCCAUACCCUCGAGGUACGCGUGACCAACUGGGCUUACGGCAUCCAGAUUGACGCUGUCCACGUCGCCGGUGGUGAGAGCAUCGUCGCGGUCCCGGACUACGGGCGGAGGGUCGAGUUUAUCGGGGACAGUCUCACGGCCGGCAUGUAUACCACCUAUGAGGGCCUGAGCGGCUUUGGGUACGGCAUCGGCGCAGGGCUGGGGGAGACGGAGUACACCGUGACCGCAUUCCCUGGUAUCUGCGUGACGGAUAUGGACUGCUUUGAUAACCCCAGGGGCCAGUCAGCCCAGUGGUUCUACACACAAGAUACAAGCGGGAGGGCGCAGGCCAUGCAUGGAGCGAACCUGUCGACCGAAGACCCGUGGGACUUUUCAGCGCACCCUGCAGCAGAUCUGGUUGUGAUCAAUAUCGGGACCAACGACAACUCUUACAAUAUCUCGGGCGACACUUACGCAGACAGCUUAACCAGGUUGAUCGAGGGCGUGCACGGUGUCUGGCCUAAUGCGCAGGUCAUGAUUAUGUCUCUCUGGAUAGGAUUCUACAACUACGGGAAUAACUACUACGACGAUACCUUCCUUGGUUACCCGCAAGAGAUCCAGGACGUGUACAACUACUUCAACAGUGAUGCCUACCUCUCCAACCCCAUUGUGUACAACGGCACUACCAACACUACAACUACACUGAACACGACCAGCCAGCCCUUCGUGCGCAUCUUCAACACCACGGGCAUCUUGCAAGAGAACGACAUUGGACCCGAAUAUCACCCAACUGAUGUUGGAGCCGUCAAGGUGGCGAGUCACGCUCUUCGGUAUAUCAACCUUAUUUACGAUUGGGACUUGCUGGCCAAUGGACCAGAGGUCCAACACGAUACGCUUUAUUGGAAUGAUGAGGGAAGUUACUGA